Molecule: messenger RNA, 1982 nt
Organism: Cadophora gregata
Lineage: Eukaryota; Fungi; Ascomycota; Leotiomycetes; Helotiales; Ploettnerulaceae
Gene: UAP1
Product: UDP-N-acetylglucosamine pyrophosphorylase
Exons: 2
Coding region: 138-1670 (510 amino acids)
Biological process (GO): UDP-N-acetylglucosamine biosynthetic process
Molecular function (GO): UDP-N-acetylglucosamine diphosphorylase activity
Source: RefSeq, a predicted model, not a curated record
ACUACAACACUACUCGUACAACCAACCAACCUCGUAUUGAACACAUACUCGCUGCCAGACCCAUUUGCUCGCACCCAAUUCUACUUCAAAGUUUCUCAAACCAACCUUGCAAAUCCAAUCCAAUCCAAUAAGUCAUCAUGGAAGCCGUUAAGAACGUUCUGCAUAAGAUCGCUGGAGAUGACAAGGAGGAGGCCGCCAGAGAACCCAGCCCUGCGGAUCUUCAAGACCUGAAGGACAGAUACACAAAGGCAAAGCAGGAACAGGUAUUUGCUUUCUACGAUGAGCUGAAUGUACCGGAGAAGGCUGCACUAUUCGAACAACUAUCCUCCUUCGACCCAGCGAGAAUAAACACCAUCACAGACAGAGCCCUUAACCCUCCUGCACAGACAAAAGAUGCCAACCAAGAAUCGGGGCUCGAACCCCUCCCAGACUCUGCAACAGCCAGUAUCCUCGAUUCCAAGGCCGAAGACAUCGAAAGGUGGUACCAAUCAGGACUGGAUUUGAUUGCACAAAACAAAGUUGCUGUGGUGCUCAUGGCAGGAGGACAAGGAACACGAUUGGGAAGUUCAGAUCCCAAGGGCUGCUUCAACAUCGGUCUGCCGUCCGAAAAAUCCCUUUUUCAGAUCCAGGCAGAGCGAAUUCGGAAAGUCCAGCGAUUGGCACGUAAGAAAAGCGGGGAGGGAGAGGUGGUGGUGCCGUGGUAUGUGAUGACCAGUGGACCUACGAGGGGACCUACCGAGAAAUACUUCCGGGAGCACAACUAUUUUGGGUUGGACGAGAAGAAUGUCAUGUUUUUCGAGCAGGGAGUCUUACCUUGUAUCUCGAAUGAUGGCAAGAUUCUGUUGGAGAGUAAGGGAAGGGUGACGGUUGCUCCGGAUGGCAAUGGAGGUAUCUACGAGGCAUUGGUCAAAUCUGAUGUCAAGACUGAUAUGGAAAAGCGAGGUAUUCAGCACAUUCAUGCUUACUGUGUGGAUAACUGCCUGGUAAAGGUCGCGGAUCCAGUAUUUAUUGGAUUUGCCGCCUCGAAGGAUGUCGAUAUCGCCACGAAGGUCGUCCGAAAACGCAACGCAACAGAGUCCGUUGGUCUCAUUCUCCUGAAGAAUGGCAAACCAGAUGUCGUCGAGUACUCUGAGAUAGAUAAGGAGACUGCUGAAGCCAAAGAUGCAAAGCAACCUGAUGUUCUCAAGUUCAGAGCCGCCAACAUUGUUAACCAUUACUACUCAUAUCGCUUUCUCGAUACUAUUCCUGCUUGGGUACACAAGCUACCUCACCACGUUGCUCGCAAGAAGAUCCCAUAUGUUGACACCAACAAGGGGACUACUAUCAAGCCGGAGAAGCCCAACGGGAUCAAGUUGGAGCAGUUCGUAUUCGAUUGCUUCCCGAUGCUUGAGCUCAAGCAAUUCGCUUGUAUGGAAGUUAAGCGUGAGGAUGAGUUCUCGCCUCUGAAGAACGCUAGAGGCACUGGUGAAGACGAUCCAGACACCAGUAAGAAGGACAUUAUGGACCAAGGCAAGAGAUGGGCACAGGCUGCUGGUGCCACUGUCGUCAGCGAACGCAGCGAUGAUGGAAUUGAGAUCUCGCCAUUGAUCAGCUACGGUGGAGAAGGUUUAGAAAAGCUGAAAGAUCAGACUGUCACGGCUCCUGCUGUGUUGGAGAAGGAGUUGAAGUGAGCGGUGACGAAGACUACGUUCCAAAAGUACUGUUUUGUUAUAAAUAGAUGAUAUCAAUGCCAGCAUAUUUUGGUCGAGGAUAUUCUCCGGACAACCUUGUCACAACUGUGGAGCCACUGGAUGUUCUUCGUGCAUUCACGAGGGAUAUUGGGGCAUAUCUAAUGUUCUAGUCUGGAAACGGGCUAUCCUUCCAACAUCAUACCGACCGUGGGUCACAUAGAUAGAUGGUUAUUGGGCUCGAAGUUUCUUCUUCGUCCUUCAACUAAGUUCCCUCAAGUAAAUGAGCAAUCCCCAGAAGGGCUGAUAUUCUCG